Octopus sinensis (East Asian common octopus) is the source of this 486-nucleotide messenger RNA. RefSeq names its product histone H2A-like. The record is from RefSeq and is a predicted model, not a curated record. Gene Ontology annotation, cellular component: nucleosome. The transcript has a single exon. Lineage: Eukaryota; Metazoa; Mollusca; Cephalopoda; Octopoda; Octopodidae. Gene Ontology annotation, molecular function: structural constituent of chromatin; protein heterodimerization activity; DNA binding. Bases 64 to 441 code for a protein of 125 amino acids.
UAAACUGAUAAGAACAAAGAAAACAUUUUAGCUGUCUGCUACGUAACUGUAAUCAACUCAACAAUGUCUGGACGUGGUAAAGGAGGCAAAGCCAAGGCCAAGAGCAAGACUCGAUCUUCUCGUGCCGGACUUCAGUUCCCCGUCGGCCGUAUUCACCGUCUUCUACGCAAAGGAAACUAUUCCGAACGUGUCGGUGCAGGGGCCCCGGUCUACCUUGCUGCUGUAAUGGAAUAUUUAGGUGCUGAGGUGUUGGAAUUGGCUGGAAAUGCUGCCAGAGACAACAAGAAAAGUAGAAUUAUUCCCCGUCACUUGCAGUUAGCAAUCCGUAACGAUGAAGAAUUGAACAAACUGCUGUCUGGAGUAACCAUCGCCCAGGGUGGUGUUCUUCCUAACAUCCAGGCUGUCCUUCUCCCUAAGAAGGCCCACAAAGCAGCUAAAUAGGUUAAUUACCUUGGUUUUUCAACAAACGGCCCUUAUAAGGGCCAC